This is a messenger RNA of Kalmanozyma brasiliensis GHG001, 2727 nucleotides long. RefSeq names its product NLI interacting factor. The coding region runs from base 1 to 2727 and encodes 908 amino acids. The record is from RefSeq and is a predicted model, not a curated record. The transcript has a single exon. Lineage: Eukaryota; Fungi; Basidiomycota; Ustilaginomycetes; Ustilaginales. Gene Ontology annotation, molecular function: protein serine/threonine phosphatase activity.
AUGAACUCGAUCAGCUACCUCGACUCGGUGCUCAGCCGAUCGUUCGCUCCAGCGUCGGAUCGACCGCCAUCACGGCCUGAGUCCUCAGCCAAGCGAUCUCGCUCCCAUUCCUCCUUACCAGGCAGUCGCAGAGCCUCGAGCACAACAAGCUCCACCCCAUCCGGAUCCUCAUCGUUGCGAAGAUGGUCUCAAGAGCAAGACGAGCCCGACCGUGCCCUUUACAGCAGCAACAAGCUUCGUCGCACUGGCAGUGUGCCAGCUGUCAAAUAUCCCGCCCAUGCGCUCGAUACCAGCGACAGCGACUCGGACUCGCAGAAUUCGCGCAAGGCGAGAUGGAGCGGUCUGUGGGGCUUGACAGGUUGGAUCGAUGAAGCCAUCCAUCCUGGCUCGAGCACUCGAUCGCGCAAGAACAGCGACUCGGAGCUGUCUUACCGCCGAACGAAACGGGUCCCUAGUCUGGACGAUCUUUUGCUCUCUUCGACUGCACCUCGACGCAGUUCAUCUCGUCGCAAUGCGUCUUCUGGAAUUGGAGAACACCCACGGCGCAACAGCGGAUCGUCUGGCAGCAUCGACGAAUCGCAUUCGCACGUAAGGCGCAGAUCCAGACGCAACUCGCGCUCUGGGCAGGCUGCAUCGCUCACUCUCACCUCGGCCAGUCAGGACCAGGAGCGUCACCAGUGGCCUGCUCAGGAAGACAACACACUCCACCAGCAGGACCCCGAACUGAUGACCGAAAAGGAACGCGAAGACGUCGUCGAUUUCGAAGGCGGAGAUUUCGCCGCCGAAGACCUCGACAAGCCACGGGAGAGGUCGAUCUCACAAAGCAGUGCCGACAGCAGCUGGGGAGAGGGGUCGUCCCUUUCCCACGAAGAGGCUACCGUCGCCGACUCUGCAUCUAUGCUCGAGAAGAAGGCUCCAGAUGCAGACGCAGUCACACUGCAGGAUGAUGCCGACGAAAAGAGUGUCGACUCGGAAACGCUGCUCGAAGCUGCAAAAGGCGAGCCCGAGGCGAUCGAAGCUGUCGCUCAGGAAGAUCCGACAUCUUCGGUGGUCGAUCCGGCUGCUGCAUCGGCAACACCGAAGAAGGAGGCAGCUGCUUCAUCGGGAGCAUCCGUCGACGCUGACGAAACACCCACCAACAUUCGUAAACAGCAAUCGGGUUCCGUCACCUCUGGAAUCGCCACGCCUUCCGUCUCGAGACACGGAUCUUUGCGUCGCAAGCAAGAUCCUUCUGCCGCCAUGGGUACUCUCGCCUCAUCCUCAAGCUCAUCGCUCACCUCGACCGACUCCGAGAAGACGGUCGAGCGCAGUCUCACGCCGUCCAAACCUAGGAAGCGCCGCUCUGCUCGCUCGUCGGCGACCUCUUCUGCACGAGCAUCGGAGGCCGAAGACUCGCGUACCUGGCUAGCCCCUCGCAAUGGCAGCGCGGGUCACCCCACAGACGCUGCUAGGCACGUCGCACCCAGAAGAAAAAGCUCCAGCACUAAACGCGCAAUUCGUCGCACCCUUCUUGCGCUGCGAGACCUGCUGCUAGCAGUGCUCCUGUGUCCGGUCAAUUGCGUCCGCUACCUCCGCCGACGUCGCACAAUCCGCACCGAAGAAGCGGCCGAAGCGAUCCGCGAGCGAGCCCAAGUGCCCAUCCUCGAAAAGAAUGGCUCCUCCACCGACGAAGCGCAUCUCAAACGUCCUCCCUCGCUCCGCUUCGCUAGCAAAACCGAUCUUCACCGGGACGACAAGAACGGUACCGUCAGUCGACCCCGCACGCCCAACCCCGACAAAGACAGCAGCUUCCUCGACCACGAGCCGGUGACCGAAGACCAAGCCGCAGCGCUGGGUACGGUCUGGAAAGCCCUGUCGUCAGGUCAACGCACACCCUCGCGUCUGCUGCCCAACCCGCAUCCGAUCGAUCCGAUGUACGCGCACAACAGCGAUGCGGAGCCCAUCGACGCGGUCAUGGCGGAGAAGGAGGCGGUGAUGGAGGCGGAGCGGCAGACCAAGAUUGCCUUGUCGCGGGCAGCAAGGCGGGCGGCGAUGACGGGAGGCUUGGAGAGUGGGGGAGUGGUGGUGCCGACCAAAGUGCCGCGUGGGCCGGGGAGUUCAAUCAUCCAUCAUUCACCAAAGAUCCUCGUGUUGGAUUUGGACGAGACGCUGAUCCAUUCCACUUCGCGCUCCCCCACGCACUUUACGAGUGGUCGAACGACCACCUCCGGCUUCCUGGGUCUCGAAACCGCCGGUGCAUUCCUAGGGCUGCGGGCCAACGAUAACCCGCGUCGCAUCCGACCACACAUGGUCGAGGUGGUCCUCGACGGUCGGUCCGUCCUGUACCACGUCUACAAGCGACCUUGGACAGACUAUUUCCUGCGAAAAGUAGCGUCCUGGUAUACGGUGGUGGUGUUUACUGCGUCGGUGCAGGAGUAUGCGGAUCCGGUGAUCGACUGGUUGGACCAAGGACGCGGGCUCAUCUCCGCGCGCCUCUUUCGCGAGAGCUGCACCUUCAAGGGCGGUCAGUACGUCAAGAAUCUUCAGGUGGUAGAGAAGGAUCUGAGCAAGGUGUGUUUGGUCGAUAACAGUCCGGCGAGUUAUCGGAUGAAUCGGGAGAAUGGCAUUCCCGUGGAAGGGUGGACGCACGAUCCGAACGACGAGGCGCUGUUGGAUCUGCUGCCCGUGUUGGAUAGUUUGCGGUUUGCGACGGAUGUGAGGCACAUUUUGGGGAUUAGGGGGUGGUAA